Messenger RNA from Arabidopsis lyrata subsp. lyrata, 492 nucleotides. RefSeq names its product defensin-like protein 301. The transcript is spliced from 2 exons. The record is from RefSeq and is a predicted model, not a curated record. NCBI's taxonomy places the organism in Eukaryota, Viridiplantae, Streptophyta, Magnoliopsida, Brassicales, Brassicaceae. The coding region runs from base 60 to 353 and encodes 97 amino acids.
UCACCUAAUACAAAUUUUUUUUUGAAGAACAUUGGAAAAUUAGUAAGCAACAAAUUAAAAUGGAAAAAGUAACAAGCAUUUUCGUCGUUCUUCUCCUAAUUUCUUCAUGUCUAAUUCUGAGGAGUGAAGGUCAGUUUCGAUGUAAGAGUGCUGCGGAUUGUGAUACUCGUGGUUGCAGAGUAGGGACACAUGUAAUAUGUAAUACAGGGCACAAAUGUACAUGUGCUCAAGGUUCUCCUAUUGGUGGUCAGUGUAAUACAGUCGAAGACUGUGACAGUUCUGGUUGUCCACCAAACUCUCAUGUUAUAUGCGAUACAAUUAGAGGAAACUUCUGCACUUGUGUUCCCAAUUGAAUAUUUAAAGGGUCUCUAAUGAUUGGAGUUGAUAUAAUGUCUUAUAUAUAUAGGAAGAAUUAAGGUUCUUUCGUAUUGACAAUGUCUAUAAUAAAAUUUGUGCUCAAAUAAAUAAAAAAGUAUUGUAAAUCUUCCUUAA